CGGAUAUAAACACGUAAUUCUCAGAGACGGGGCAUUACCUAGAAAAACGUCUGGUAAAAUGUUUCCUGGUAAUCAGCUAAGAUCUUAGGUCGAUCGAUCAAGUGAAACUGUAUUAUUCAGUCCCCAUAGUUACCGAACAUAAUGAUCUAUGUUACCAGUGAUUCGCAUACUCUCCGUUACAAAGAUGGUAUUGGAUAAACAGAUAUGUACCAAGUGAUCAUAUCGUCAUCUGCGACUGUCUAUUGGACGAAGCACCUUGUUGAUCAACAGAGUGACAGAUUUCUCAUUCCUAUCCCAAGAUGAGAGCUACGCUCCACAUGACGGACAUGGUGAUACACCAACAACAAAGUUGUCAAGACAGUCAGCGUCAGUUAGACCACAAACUGUUGAAAAUUACGCCAGUCAUCAAAAUGCAGUUUUUAAUAAGCUUCAAUAAGCAUUUAUUUGGAUUCCUAUUCUAUAGGGGAGUGAAAUUCAAAAGGCGAAAUCGUAAAAUAUCUAUAGAUCCACAAAACAUUUAAAAUUUACUUUUAUUUUAUUGUUACUUAUAGACAAUUUGACAAAAGUAGACAUGAUUCUGUAAUAAAGGUUUAUUUAUAGCUGCGAUUCUGUGAUGAAGGUUUAUUUAUAGAAAUGAUUCUGUGCUGAAGGUUUAUUUAUAGAACACUAAGAUGAGCAGUGCUGGCACUUGUCCGUGCCACUUGGACUGGUCAACUGACAUUCAUGGUGCCAGACGGGAGCCUGUCAACAACGAGAAGGCCUGGCUUAUAUUCGCUGUGCGUCUGCUGUCUAGAACUGUCGUUGGGAAGGUCAACGGUCAGGAGACGGUGUGGAGCCAGAGGUUUAAGCCAAGCUGGUGGGACCAAGAGGUGGGGCUGGCCUGGAAAAAUCCAACCACCAACCCUAAGGACACGAAGCAGGUUUUGGUGAAGAAGUUUGAAGCGCUACAGAGACAUCUUAAAAAUGAAGGGAAAUUUCCGGAAGUGUUGGAAGGGGAGGCGAGACUAUGGAACGCUGGGAAGUUUUCAGAUUUGUUUUUCAUGACGUCAGUUCUGGGCGUGCUGGAGAAAACGAUUGACCUUCACAACGCCGUGACCCAGCUGUGUGCCAGGAAAGGUUCGAGAAUUUUCCCAGACCUGACUCUGGUUGGUAGCAUCAAAAAUUGUCUGGCUGCGACGUUCUCAAAGCUGGAUCAGAUUGGGACGUCAGACUGUGGUGUAUUCAAGACGUCAGACAGUGGUGUAAACAGCAGGACGUUCACACAGCUGGAUCAGCUUGGGGCGUCUAACAGUGGUUUAUUAAAGACGUCAGACAGUGGUGUAUUGGAGACGUCAGACAGUGGUGUAAACAGCAGGACGUUCUUAAAGCUGGAUCAGAUUGGGACGUCUAACAGUGGUGUAUUAAAGACGUCAGACAGUGGUGUAUUGGAGACGUCAGACAGCGGUGUAAACAGCAGGACGUUCUUAAAGCUGGAUCAGAUUGGGACGUCAGACAGUGGUGUUUUAGAGACGUCAGAGAGUGCUGUAUUCAAGACGUCAGACAGUGGUGUAUUGGAGACGCCUGGCAGGGAUGUAUUGAAGACGUCAAACAUUGCUGCAAACGGCAGAGCUUUCUCAAAGCUGAAUCAGCUUGGGACGUCCGACAGUGAUGUUUCGGAGACGUCUGGCAGUGAUGUAUUAGUGACGUCAAACAGUGCUGUAUUUAAGAAGUCAGACAGUGGUGUAUUAGAGACGUCUGGCAGUGAUGUAUUGGAGACAUCAAAUAUUGCUGUAAACGGCAGGACGUUCUCAAAACUGAAUCAGCUUGGGACGUCAAACAGUGGUGUUUUAGAGACGUCUGGCAGUGAUGUAUUAUUGACGUCAAACAGUGCUGUAAACGGCAGAACAUUCUCAAAGCUGGGUCAGCUAGGGACGUCAUACAGUACUGUACUAGUGGCAUCCGACAGUGAUGUAUUACAGACGUCAUACAAUACUGUAUUAGUGUUAUCAGACAGUGAUGUAUUAGAGACGUCAUACAAUACUGUAAAGUGCAGGACUCAUAAAAGACGAAGCUCAUUAUCAAGUAGAAAUUCCAGCAAUGUCAGUCCACACAAGUCUCCGAAAAUAGACACGCCAGCAGUUAAAAACUCACAGCCUACAUCAGAUUCGGUUGGUUGAACAGACGUACACAAUUAAAGGUGGUUUAAUAUUUAGUCGUUUGGAGCAUGAAAUAACAUGUUUCUUUGUUGCAAACAACUUUGUUAAUUAGUACUUCAUAGUGCUGGUAUUUCAAAACAGUUUUGUUUGGGCGUUGUUGUUUUUUUUUUUCUAGUUUUAUUUUGUAAACGAAAGUUAAAAACACUUUAAACACAAUAUUCCACGACAGUUUAUCUAUGAACUACUAUCCUUUUUUUUAUAUUUUUGCAUGUACUGUUAGGUUGUGAAUGCUUGUCCGGCAUUGUGAAUAUAAUAAAGCGGUAUUUAAUUCGUGA
Messenger RNA from Physella acuta, 2470 nucleotides. Its product is annotated as papilin-like. Lineage: Eukaryota; Metazoa; Mollusca; Gastropoda; Physidae. The record is from RefSeq and is a predicted model, not a curated record.